Molecule: messenger RNA, 1161 nt
Organism: Aspergillus tanneri
Lineage: Eukaryota; Fungi; Ascomycota; Eurotiomycetes; Eurotiales; Aspergillaceae
Product: ribokinase
Exons: 1
Coding region: 1-1161 (386 amino acids)
Biological process (GO): D-ribose metabolic process
Molecular function (GO): ribokinase activity
Source: RefSeq, a predicted model, not a curated record
AUGGAAACAGACACAAUGGCCCCUAUUAUCCGUGUCAUUGGAUCUCUCAAUGCCGACAUGGUGUCUGUGACGUCUCGGUUCCCCGACCCUGGAGAGACCAUUACUUCCUCCUCAUAUUUCACCAGCGCUGGUGGCAAAGGCGCUAACCAGGCUGUUGCCUGUGGCCGAUUGUCUCGCUCAAAACCGGACUCAACUACACCCUCGAGCAAGGCGCCCGUGAAGGUAGAAAUGGUCGGUGCCGUGGGAGGUCUGGAUGGUCACUUUGAAGCUCUGCUCAAGCCCACGCUGGAAAAAUCUGGCAUUGAUGUAUCCCGGGUUCGGAUAGUCAAGGAUGCAUAUACAGGUGUGGCCGUUAUUAUUGUUGAUUCGUCAGCUGGAGGUGAAAAUCGGAUCCUGUUCUCACCAGGCGCCAACUAUCAAGGAAUGAAGCCGGAGCCUCAGGUGUUGGGUAUGGGAUUGGCCGCCCCAGUGCCGGAUGUGAUUGUCAUGCAGGGAGAGAUCCCCGUGGAAACGCUGAUUGGGACACUUCGAGAGAUCGCUGCUUUCAAGGCGAAGAACCGGGCUGCGGGAAAGCGAGGUAUUGAAGUGGGUCCCGAUGUCAUGGUCAACCCGGCCCCUGCUCCACCUGGUGGACUGCCAGAUGAUGUAUAUGCAGCUGUUGACCACUUGAUCCUGAAUGAGACGGAAGCCGAGCUAAUGUCUCCAUCAACCGAGCACCUCCUCAAAGUGGUUCCAGAUGCGGAUGGCCAGCCAGGGAACGAGCAGGUGGCGCGGUACUUCCACAAACUGGGGGUGACUUACGUGCUUAUCACAUUAGGUUCCAAGGGUGUCUGGUACAGUGCCAGUGAGGCUGGAUCCUCUGGCCCUGUUGACGGGGUUAACCGGUUCACUAAUCAGAUUCCUGCCGCCAAGGUCCAGCAUGUGCUGGACACGACCGCAGCCGGUGAUACCUUUGUGGGCGCAUAUGCGGUUGAUAUUGCGCGGUGGCGUGAACAACGACGUGCCGACGGCAAGGCUGGCCUGGAUAUAACAGCCGAAGAGAAACCCGUCCGAUACCACAAGAUAAUGAAUGAAUCUAUGGGAUUGGCAGCACGGGCUUCAGCCCGCGCCGUGGAGCGGCGAGGAGCCAUGGACAGCAUUCCUUGGGAGGACGAAAUCUAA